AACGCCCUGCGGUGAUUUGUUUUUAGCCUAGCUGGAGACACACGAGUGAAAUUGGAGCCGAGGAAAAACAAGUUGUCCCUUUUCUCAGAAAAUAACUUUUGCUGUCAGCAGCGUCCUUGGGCGUCCAGGCCAUUCCAACCUUGCUCAAGCUGAGUUACGGCCAUGCCAGUGCACCGUGAUCGGGAGAAAAAGGAGAGUACAGCUGAAGAGAUGGAGGUAGAGGAGCACGAGCAGGAGGCUUCCAGCUCAGAGGAGGAGGACUCUGACACCUCCUCUGUUUCUGAGGAUGGAGACAGCUCCGAGAUGGAUGAGGAGGACUGUGAGCGCAGGAGGAUGGAGUGUCUGGAUGAAAUGUCCAACCUGGAGAAACAGUUCAACGAUCUUAAAGACCAGUUGUAUCGUGAGCGUCUCAGUCAGGUGAACAAUAAAUUGGCAGAGGUAGAAGCCGGCCGAGCAGCUGAAUAUUUAGAACCUCUGGCGGUGCUGCUGGAGAACAUGCAGGUCCGGACCAAGGUGGCAGGUAUCUACAGAGAGUUGUGUCUGGAGUCUGUGAAGAACAAGUACGAUUGUGAGAUCCAGGCAGCGUGUCAACACUGGGAGAGUGAGAAGCUGCUGCUGUUUGACACGGUUCAGAGUGAACUGGAAGAGAAGAUCCGAAGACUGGAGGAGGACAGGCACAGCAUAGAUAUUACAUCAGAGCUGUGGAAUGAUGAACUGUCAGGGAGGAAGAAGAGGCGAGACGCAUUAAGUCCAGACAAGAAGAGGAGACGACCUUCGGUGGUGUCUGGCCCCUAUAUCGUGUACAUGCUGCCUGAUUUGGACAUCCUGGAGGACUGGACCGCCAUCAGAAAGGCCGUGGCCACACUGGGCCCCCACAGAGGGAAGGCCGACUCCGACAGCCCCGUGUUCCCCUUCAGGCCCGACAGAAGCAGGCCCAUUCUCAACUGCUGAGACACUCUCGAAUUCCAGCCAACAACAGGACACAAAAGGACCUCAAAUACAACAUAGGAUUUGGGGGGGGGGGGGGGGCAUCUUCCUCUGCAGGCUUUUACUGCCAGCCGUUGCUGAGCUGUCUGUAGUCGACAGCGGUUCAAUGCCGGGACUCUGUGGGCUGACUCCGUUCACUAAAAAAGAAAAGAAAAUGGAAGUAUUAUUGAUCCCUGCUGAUCUGAUCAGGUAAUCCUGCCUCCCUCUUGCCUCUCAGGCUGUCCGUGGAUCCGUUCAGUUCAGUGGACUUUGGACAUGAAACGUGUCAUUUGUCCAAGUGUUUUGGAGGCAUCGCUUCAGAUUGUUGGAUAUCUUCAGGGAGUAAACAGUAGUGAUGCAACAUUUCAGCUCUCUAGGAAGAUGACCAAUUCAGUGUUUUUGUUUUGUUUGUUUUUUUCCCCCCAGACAUACAUCUUAUCUGAAAUGGAGCAUAACUUAAAUACGUGCUUAUCAGGCAUCGUUUCUGGCAACUAGAUGCAACGAGUUGGUUUGCUUGCCGACUUCAGCAGGUUUUCCUGCUGCUCAGCAACCACAAAAAUAUUUUUAUGGCAUUAUCUUAUUUUAUUUUUUAGCGUUCUUUCAAGUGGAAAUCCAACAUAUUGUCCAUUUCUGAGUGUUAUUAAUGAGCCUUCCAGUAAACUGGGUUCUUUGCGCUCCCAGUCCAUUGUGCCAUGAAACUUUGUGUUUUUCCAUACAAGAAUACUGAUUGAGAAAUGUUCUCUGAUCGUUGGGUGGUUUUGGAGAUAAUCCAGGUGCAAAUUUUACAUUUUUCAUGUGUUUACACGUCUGUGGCAGAUGACUGAUGUUCAUUAGGACUGCCGGUGAACUCCACUGCAGUACAAAUUGGCAGCAGCGACGAGAACUUCACAGAAGCAAAAGGUUGAAUUUUUAAUCAGCUCUUUGAAACACUUGUAUUUUUCCUUCCCAGUGUUUUCCUGGGGUAAGUGUUCUACCACCCACUCUUGUAUCUACCUCUCCUCCCAGUUUUGGAUUAUUUCUUCAACGUUUCAGAAGUAAAACGCGUAGCCUUCGUGUUUCAUGCGUUCCUGCUUUUUACACUGCUGUUCUGCACCUUUUUGAUAAAACACUCGAGGUAAUCAUUACACACACGUACCACUGAUCGCUCAACAAGAGCUGCCAUUUGAUGUGGCUUUAACAGAGUCAAGGUUCUGCUGGAUGUUGGAAAUUGUAUUUUUACAGUUUUAAGCCGUGUCUGGUGCAUUUGUGUCUUCUUUUUUUGUAACUAAGUGAAUGGGUUUGUACAAUAAAACUUGUUUUUUGUAAAGUUGUGGAUUCCUGUG
Salarias fasciatus (jewelled blenny) is the source of this 2288-nucleotide messenger RNA. RefSeq names its product breast cancer metastasis-suppressor 1-like protein-A. Lineage: Eukaryota; Metazoa; Chordata; Actinopteri; Blenniiformes; Blenniidae. The coding region runs from base 163 to 951 and encodes 262 amino acids. The transcript is spliced from 9 exons. The record is from RefSeq and is a predicted model, not a curated record.